GGCUGCCUUUUGAGGAUGCUUUUGUGGGAUCCGGAUCUUAAGGUGUGGUCCGAUAAUUACGUGGUUAAUCCAUGGGAGAAUUGCUUUGGAUGAAACCUUUACACCACCAUCACCUGCCUUUGUUGAGGAGGUUUCCUUCUCUAAGCAAAGCUUCUUAAAAAAACAGGGGAAGGAGAAGCAAAUCUACAGAGAACCAAUGGAAGGGUUCUCAAGGCUUCCGCUUUUCCUUCUUCCUGUUUUGCUUUUCUCUAUGUUGCAGAGACCCACAUUCGCUAUCAAAAAGUCUUAUGUGGUGUACUUGGGAUCACAUUCACAUGGUCCAGAAAUCACACAAAGUCAUAUUGAUCUAGCUUCAAAUUCUCAUUACGAGUUUCUAUCAGAUUUCGUUGGAGGCACCGAGCAGGCCAAAGAAUCGAUUUUUUACAGCUACACAAAACAUAUCAAUGGUUUUGCGGCGACCCUUGAAGAAGAGAAAGCAGCUGAGAUCGCAAAGCAUCCCAGGGUCAUAUCAGUCUUUCCAAACCAAGAACUAAAAUUACAUACAACCCGGUCCUGGGAUUUUCUUGGACUCGAGAAAAAUGGUAAAGUUCAACCUGGUUCGAUCUGGGAGAAGGCCAAUUUUGGGGAAGAUAUAAUUAUUGCAAACCUUGACUCGGGUGUCUGGCCGGAAUCAAAGAGCUUUAGCGAUGAGGGGUAUGGACCCAUUCCAUCAAGAUGGAAAGGAGGUUGUACUGACACCGGUGCUGAUGCAGUUCGUUGCAAUAGGAAGUUGAUUGGCGCCAAGGCCUUCAAAGAAGGACCCGAUGUGGUAGGUUACCCAAUUAAAAGUAAUACCACACGUGACCUUGUUGGUCAUGGGACACACUCCUUAUCCACGGCUGCUGGAAACUUUGUCCAAAACGCCAACUUAUUCGGAUUGGGCAACGGCACGUCGAAGGGAGGAUCGCCAAGAGCGCGUGUAGCCUCCUACAAUGUGUGCACACGCGGGUGCCUCGACGCCGACGUCCUCGCUGGUUUCGAUGCCGCCAUCCAUGACGGUGUCGACAUUCUCUCUUUGUCCAUAGGAAACCCCAGAGAUUACUUGUAUGACGGCAUGGCCAUCGGCUCUUUCCACGCAGUCAGGAACGGUGUCCUAGUGGUAGCAGCGGGAGGAAACGAUGGUCCGGAGCCCGGUACAAUCGGCAACGUGGCCCCCUGGUUGUUCACGGUGGCCGCCAGCACCAUGGACCGCCAAUUCUCGGCCUACGUGAAGCUUGGCAACAAUAAGAAUUUCAAAGGUGAUAGUCUAUCCUCAGUUUCCUUCCCCUCGGAUGGUAAGAUGUACCCUUUGGUGAGCGGUGCCGCCGCGAGGGCGAAGAACGCUUCGGAAGAGAAUGGCAAGUAUUGCGUUCCUGGGUCGCUGGACCCGGAGUUGGUAAAGGGGAAGAUAUUGAUGUGCUUCAACAAGGGGUUGGAAGGGAUUCAAACGGGACCAACCGCAAUCUCAGCAGGGGCUGUGGGGAUUAUAUUCGUUAUCGAGAAUAAUUAUUUGAUCCCUGAAGCUCACUUGCUCCCUGCAUCGCAAUUGUCACUCACAGACGGUCUUGCGGUGUAUGAGUAUAUAAACUCCACCAAAGAACCCACCGCUUACAUCUCACCGGUCAUGACGGAGCUGGGGAUGAAACCAGCACCUGUGAUGGCCUCAUUCUCCUCCCAGGGACCCAACAACAUGACUUCCGAGAUUCUCAAGCCCGACAUCACUGCACCAGGGCAGAGCAUCCUCGCCUCCUUCACCGAAGCACCAGGAAAGGGGCCCUCCCAUAUGCCUUUCGAUACCAGACGAGUUGCCUUCAACAUCGAUUCAGGGACGUCCAUGGCCGCCCCUCACGUCGCUGGUAUUUGUGGCCUCCUCAAGAAACUCCACCCCCAUUGGAGCCCUGCCGCCAUCAGAUCUGCCGUCAUGACCACCGCAAGUACGAGGGAUAAUAAGAUGGAGCCGAUACUGAAUGAAAGAAAAACGAGAGCAACCCCAUUCAACUAUGGAGCUGGACAUGUUCGUCCCAAUAGUGCCAUGGAUCCUGGUUUGGUCUAUGACCUAACCCCCAACGACUACUUGAACUUCCUGUGUGCCAUUGGCUACAACCAAACUACAAUCAGCCUCUUCUCCCAACAACCUUACAAAUGCCCCAGCCCAGCCAUCAGUCUCCUGGACUUCAAUUAUCCUUCCAUCACAGUACCCAAACUCUCCGGCUCCGCCACUGUGAGGAGGACACUAAAGAAUGUUGGGUCUUCUCCAGCUACAUACAAGGUCAAGAUUCGUCCUCCCUCUGGAAUUUCUGUUUCGGUGGAGCCAGAGAUCCUGAAAUUUGAUUCAGUUGGACAAGAGAAGACGUUCAAACUAACCCUCGAGACUAAGAGACCUGGUUAUGCUAAAGACUACGUAUUUGGCAACCUUAAAUGGUCUGAUGGGAUUCACCAUGUCAAGAGUCAGAUAGUAGUUCUAUCCAUAUAACAAUCCUCUAUUCUUGGUCUGGUCCAUUAUUUUCUUCCAUUUUUUUAUUCAAACCUGGCAUGCGAGAGACUGAUCCUAGACUCUCACUUUGACAUGUCAUGUGCAAAUAACAAUGCUAUAUAAAGGUACCCUUCUUUUUUUUUUUUUA
Molecule: messenger RNA, 2639 nt
Organism: Macadamia integrifolia
Lineage: Eukaryota; Viridiplantae; Streptophyta; Magnoliopsida; Proteales; Proteaceae
Product: subtilisin-like protease SBT5.4
Exons: 6
Coding region: 197-2491 (764 amino acids)
Biological process (GO): proteolysis
Molecular function (GO): serine-type endopeptidase activity
Source: RefSeq, a predicted model, not a curated record